Molecule: messenger RNA, 2003 nt
Organism: Hibiscus syriacus
Lineage: Eukaryota; Viridiplantae; Streptophyta; Magnoliopsida; Malvales; Malvaceae
Product: probable pectinesterase/pectinesterase inhibitor 34
Exons: 3
Coding region: 40-1839 (599 amino acids)
Biological process (GO): cell wall modification
Molecular function (GO): pectinesterase inhibitor activity; pectinesterase activity
Source: RefSeq, a predicted model, not a curated record
UUCUAAUUUCUCUCUUCAUUUUUAGCAAAAUCAAGAUCAAUGGGAUACGACAAGCUCCGACCGUCGAAACCAGGACAGCACCACCAACAACAACAUGGAGAACUCACACCUAAAACCAACAAGAAAAAGCUUGUAAUAAUUUCUGUUGUAGCUUUCUCUAUGAUCAUUGCCUCAGCUGUCUGUGCCGGUGUCGUAGUUGUGCUCCGUGAAGACGGAGGCGGCGCCACUCCAGUUGGCGGCGAUUCAAUCCGCCGUAAACCCACUCAAGCUAUUUCCAGGAUUUGCGGCAAAACUCGGUUCCGAAAACUCUGUGUUAACUCGUUCAUCCAGUUCCCUGGCUCGCUUGCUGCAAGUGAGCAAGACCUUGUGCACAUCUCCUUCAAUGUGACACUGCAACGCUUCAACAAGGCUCUUUAUACGACCUCCUUCAUCUCCGUUACACAGAUGGAUCCACGUGUACGAUCCGCUUACGACGGCUGCCUCGAGCUUCUGGAAGAUUCCGUCGACGCCCUCUCCCGUUCCCUCUCCUCCGUCGUUCCUUCUCAGAAAGGCAUCGGUCAAGGCGGCUCCACUCAAGACGUCAUGACGUGGCUUAGCGCGGCGUUGACGAACCAGGACACGUGUACGGAAGGAUUCGAGGGAUUGAGCGGGGCGGUGAGGGACCACAUGAUAGCCAAAUUGGCGGACUUGUCGGAGCUCGUGAGUAACUGCUUGUCGAUAUUCGCGGCGAGCGGCGGAGACGACUUCGGCGGAGUGCCGACGCAGAACAGGAGGCUGCUGACGUCGAAUGAUGAUGCGUCGGGAGAAAAUUUGGACGGGCAGCAUUUCCCGAAAUGGCUGAGGAGGGAAGAGAGGGCGCUGCUGGACACUCCAGUGUCGGCAAUCCGUGCCGACAUAAUCGUUUCAAAAGUCGGAAACGGAACCGUUAAGACCAUUACUGAGGCGAUUAAAAAGGCGCCGGAGCAUAGUACUCGCCGUAUCAUCAUUUACGUGAAGGAGGGAAGGUACGAAGAGACUAAUCUAAAGGUAGGGAGGAACAAAAUAAACUUAAUGUUUAUAGGCGACGGCAAGGGUAAAACAGUAAUUACGGGCGGAAAAAGUAUAUUUGACAACAUCACCACAUUCCACACUGCUGUCUUUGCGGCAACCGGUGCUGGUUUUAUCGCAAGAGACAUAACAUUCGAGAACUGGGCUGGACCAGCAAAGCACCAGGCAGUGGCUCUACGUAUCGGCGCAGGCCAUGCUGUGGUAUACAGAUGCAACAUCAUCGGCUACCAAGACACCUUAUACGUUCACUCCAAUCGCCAAUUCUACCGUGAAUGUGACAUUUACGGCACCGUCGAUUUCAUUUUCGGUAAUGCCGCUGUGGUGUUUCAGAACUGUAGCAUUUACGCCCGAAAGCCCAUGCCACUACAGAAGAACACCAUCACAGCACAAAAUCGAAAGGACCCGAAUCAGAAUACAGGCAUAUCGAUCCACGCAUGCCGAAUCUUACCGACCCCGGAUCUGACAGCAGCCAAAGGUAGCUUCCAAACAUAUCUAGGACGUCCAUGGAAGUUGUACUCUCGGGCCGUAUUCAUGUUAUCGUAUAUAAGUGACCACAUUCACCCUAUAGGAUGGCUGGAGUGGAAUGCUACAUUUGCGUUGGAUACAUUAUAUUAUGGUGAAUACAUGAAUUAUGGACCAGGUGGGGCAAUUGGCCAACGGGUUAGAUGGCCUGGGUAUAGAGUCAUCAAUUCAGAGAUUGAAGCAGCCAAGUUUACGGUGGCACAAUUUAUUUAUGGAUCAUCAUGGUUACCCUCAACUGGGGUCUCUUUCUUGGCUGGCCUUGAAGUUUAAUAUAAAUGCUAUUCUCUUUCAUGGUACAUCUACCUUCUGUAUUAUAUUACAUAAGUGUCAACUGUAACAUGUCAUACAAGUUUAUAGAGUACAUAAUGUAAAAUUAUUUGCAGGAAUAAGAUUAUUUAAUGUAUUACGAGAAAUAUGAGAAUACUUCAAGGUUA